This is a messenger RNA of Cyclopterus lumpus (lumpfish), 2105 nucleotides long. RefSeq names its product un-named sa1261. Bases 448 to 1641 code for a protein of 397 amino acids. The record is from RefSeq and is a predicted model, not a curated record. NCBI's taxonomy places the organism in Eukaryota, Metazoa, Chordata, Actinopteri, Perciformes, Cyclopteridae. Gene Ontology annotation, molecular function: ATP binding; protein serine/threonine kinase activity. The transcript has 3 exons. Gene Ontology annotation, biological process: peptidyl-serine phosphorylation; peptidyl-threonine phosphorylation.
UCUCCAGACCAGACCAGACCCCCCCUGCUCCGGCGGUCCGACCCUAAGGAACACCCGUCUCCAGACCAGACCAGACCCCCCCUGCUCCGGCGGUCCGACCCUAAGGAACACCCGUCUCCAGACCAGACCAGACCCCCCCUGCUCCGGCGGUCCGACCCUAAGGAACACCCGUCUCCAGACCAGACCAGACCCCCCCUGCUCCGGCGGUCCGACCCUAAGGAACACCCGUCUCCAGACCAGACCAGACCCCCCCUGCUCCGGCGGUCCGACCCUAAGGAACACCCGUCUCCAGACCAGACCAGACCCCCCCUGCUCCGGCGGUCCGACCCUAAGGAACACCCGUCUCCAGACCAGACCAGACCCCCCCUGCUCCGGCGGUCCGACCCUAAGGAACACCCGUCUCCAGACCAGACCCCCCCUCCCCCGGCAGCCCGACCCUCCACAACAAUGAGCUCCUCGCCGCGCGCCCCCCGCGCCUCCAUCGACAUCCUGGAGGAGCUCCAGCUGAUCGCCGCUCAGAACCUGGAGAAGCUGGACAUCAACAAAUACUACGAGGUGGUCCGUGAGCUCGGGAAGGGAACCUACGGCAAAGUGGACCUCGUCGUCCACAAAAUCCGAGGCACAAAAAUGGCUCUGAAGUUCCUGAGGAAGAAGAGCACGAAGCCGCGGAGCUUCCUGAGGGAGUACAGCGUGUCCCUGUACCUGUCGCCCUGCCCCUUCAUCAUCAACAUGUACGGCAUCGCCUUCGAGACGGACGAGUACUACGUCUUCGCUCAGGAGUACGCGCUGGCAGGAGACCUGUUCGACAUCAUCCCUCCACAGGUGGGUUUACCUGAGCCGGUGGCCAAGCGCUGCGUGCACCAGGUGGCCAUCGCGCUGGACUACCUGCACUGCAAGAAGCUGGUCCACCGGGACAUCAAGCCCGAGAACAUCCUCAUCUUCGACACCGAGUGCCGGAAGGUCAAGCUGUCCGACUUCGGCAUGACGCGGCGCGCCGGCUCCCCCGUGAAGCGCGUGAGCGGCACGAUCCCGUACACCGCGCCCGAGCUGUGCGACGCCGCGCGGCACGAGGGCUUCCGCGUGGACUACAGCACGGACGUGUGGGCGUUCGGCGUGCUGCUCUUCUGCAUGCUCACGGGCAACUUCCCCUGGGAGAAGGCCAUGCCCGACGACAACUUCUACGAGGAGUUUGUGCGCUGGCAGUGCCGCCGCGCCGCCGCCGUGCCGUCGCAGUGGCGCCGCUUCACCGACGAGGCCCUGCGCAUGUUCCGGAGGCUCCUGUGCGUCGAGCAGGAGCGCCGCUGCUCCGUCAAGGAGGUGUUCAGCUACUUUAACCCGUGCUGGAUGUUGGACACGGAGAACGGGAACGGGACCGGGACCGGCGGCGGCUUGGCAAGCAGCGCGCCUCCUCUGGACAUCAGCUCCUCUUCCUCGGAGGAGGACGCGUUAGCGGACAGACUGAAGCAGCAGAGCUUGACGCCCGCGGCGGCGGCGAAGGGGAGCGUCGUGAUGGACACCCACUACUCCUCCAUGUCCACCAACAGCUCGCCGGCCUCCACCGGCAGCUACGAGAGGGUCAACCGGGACAACAACGAGAGGGGACGCCUCCUGGUGGCGACGCCCAUCGAGAUCUGCGUGUAGGCGGCGUGCGCGCACAUGCACGCGGGAGUGAUGCCGAGGAGGAAAGAUUCCUCCCGACGAUGAGGAAGAAAUAUUUAAUAAAAAAGAAGAAGUGCGUUGCGACCGGGAUCGAACCCCUCGGACACGCGGCUCUGCAGGAGACGAGCACAAGCCUCCUCGUUUUAGACUCACUGGACAACGAGAACAAUAAAGAGGACAAAAACAUUCAUGACCCACAAGCAAUAUGUCCAAAUGUUUGGAAUAGUCCACCAAAAGAAAAGUUAUGAUCGACUUUUUAAAGAUGAAUAGUUGAUGGUGCCAUUGUGUGUUGGUUUGGUAGACAUGUUCCUGUAAAGUGUUUAUUUUUAUUUAGUUAAAUUAUGUAUUUAUUUAUAUCAGAUGCAUAUAUUUAUGAUUUGUUUUACCAGAGAGGGGCUUUAAAAAAACAAAAACAUUUUUCUUUUAAUAUUUGUCAUGUUGAUGUU